This is a messenger RNA of Taeniopygia guttata (zebra finch), 2658 nucleotides long. It is a transcript of the gene RGS18, whose product is annotated as regulator of G protein signaling 18. Lineage: Eukaryota; Metazoa; Chordata; Aves; Passeriformes; Estrildidae. The record is from RefSeq and is a predicted model, not a curated record.
CAGUGUCACUUCCCCAAGUGACGAGGGCACAGCCAGAACUGCCCUUAGAGCCCGGCGUGGGCACAGCUGCCACCUCCUGCCACCACCUCCUCUGGACACAUGCCUGGGGCUGGCCAGGGCAGUGCAGGCUGCUGCAGCAUGUGAGAGCUGGAGCCAGCGCGCACCGGGGGCGAGGGAGCAAAGGGAACCUUGCUGGAAGCUUUUCUGGAGGAAGAUGGAGAACCCACUUCUUUUAUUCCCCCAACUCAACAUUUCUGCUUCAAAGGAUAAACCCUAUUGCAAACUCAUGAAAUCAGCGAUUAAGGAAGAGCCACAAAAGGCGAGCAAGCCUGGAGCCAAGCAGAAGAGAAAUAGGCUGAGCCUGCUCCUGCAAAAACCUGAAUUCCAUGAAGGUGAUCACCUUGGCAAACCUGGAAACUUGACAAAAGCAGCAAGCAGUGUGUCUCCUGAAGAAGCAGUGAAAUGGGGAGAGUCUUUUGACAAACUGCUUUCUGAGAAAGCUGGGCUGGAUGCCUUCAAAAAGUUUCUGAAAACUGAGUUCAGUGAAGAGAAUAUUGAGUUCUGGAUAGCCUGCGAGGAUUACAAGAAAAGUAAAAGUGCACAUGAACUUCUGCCAAAAGCCAAGACCAUUUUUGAAACAUUCAUACAGAAAGAUGCUCCCAAAGAGGUGAAUCUGGACUUUCAUACCAGGGAAGUCACAAGCCAGAGCAUGGGGCAGCCCCUGCGCAGCACCUUCGACGCGGCGCAGAGCACGGUGUACCGGCUGAUGGAGCAGGACAGCUACCCCCGCUUCCUGAGAUCCGCGCCCUACCGGAGCCUGCUGCAGGGCCGGCCCGCGGCCCGGGCCCCGCUCCGCCGGCGCUCCCGCUCCUUCACCGUCAGCGACUUCCAGGGAGCGCGGCCGGGCCUCACCGCGUGGUGACAAGGGAGCUCAGCCCCCCUCAGCCCUGUGUCACCGCGUGGUGACAAGGGAGCUCAGCCCCCCUCAGCCCUGUGUCACCGCGUGGUGACAAGGGAGCUCAGUCCCCCUCAGCCCUGUGUCACCGUGUGGUGACAAGGGAGCUCAGCCCCCCUCAGCCCCUGUGUCACCGCGUGGUGACAAGGGAGCUCAGCCCCCCUCAGCCCUGUGUCACCGCGUGGUGACAAGGGAGCUCAGCCCCCCUCAGCCCCUGUGUCACCGUGUGCUCAGCCCCCCUCAGCCCCUGUGUCACCGUGCGCUGACAAGGGAGCUCAGCCCCCCUCAGCCCCUGUGUCACCGUGCGCUGACAAAGGAGCUCAGCCCCCCUCAGCCCCUGUGUCACCGUGCGCUGACAAGGGAGCUCAGCACUCCUCAUUCCCAGCUCCCGCAGCAACCCGGGUGUGUUUCAAACCCCAUACCCUCAGAAGGUGUAACUAAGUGGUGAAGCAAAAGAAAAUUCACUUAAACCAGGUCAGAGUUCAGGAGAAGAAUCUCAUUUUCAUAGAAAAGUAGGUGACAUAUUGGCAAGUCACAGCAUGCACAGUUUUCAUAUAGGAUUUUUUUCUUUUUUUUUUUUUUUUUUUUAUAAACUCAGGCAAAAGCUGUGAUCAGAUUUGGGAUCUACUUAAAAAUGUCUCAUACAGUGCCAUUUGAUAUUACCCAACACAUAUCCUGGGCCUGUAUAAUUUAUGCCAGAGGUUCCAUCACAGUUAGAAUCUCUGUAUCCAGUCUUUGCAUGCAUUUAUAUUUUUGCAAUAUUUCCUACUCUAAGCACAGAGAGUUUGUGGUAUUUUCUCAUACUGUAAAACACACAGGAACAUUAUUAGGUAUAAUGCAAAGUUACAUGAAUUUUAACUAAAGACACUGCAUAAUUAAAGCUAUAAUUAAAAUGCAGCCAUUGACUAUUUUAAGAGGAAUGUAAAAAUACCUAUUUAAUUUUUGGGAGUACAUUUUUCUUAUUCCACAUGUCUGUUGUCUAUUUCUAAGUUAUGAUGUAUAUAUUAGCUUUGGCAUCAAAUACAUGUAUUCUAAUUUUUUGCAACUAAAUGAGCAGCAGCAAAGAGACAAGAAUGCUAUUUUAACACAAUGUGUAUCCUUAAAUACCAGCUGAUGUCUAUUUAUAUAAAUAUAAAAUAUUUCUACUUUUAUUUAUAAAUAGUCAUAGUAUACCAGCUUUGUUACUAAACUUUGUUCCAAUUUUUUUUCUGCCUUUUGUUUUAAAAAUGUAUCUGAAAAUUAACAGCUCUUGGACUCAGGCUAAGCAACUUUCAUUUUCACUGGUCAUUAAUAUCCUCUCUAUAUGUUAUAGAAGAGGAAGGAGAAAUCUUUUUUAUUUCUUUACUAUCAAAGACAGACAUAUUCUUUUACAGUCAGCACACACAGUCAUUCUGUUCUUUUCUUUCACAGUUGAUGCAGACAUACCUUGAAGCUUGGGGCAGUUCUUAAAAUCUUAAACAGUGGUUCAGUUUAGGAAGGGGCUGCAGGAUUAAUCUGUAACUAUGAUUUGUAUAUUAUGUCGUUUCUUGUGGAAUUUAAGCUUUCUCCCUUUCCCUCGACUUUCUGUAAGUGGUGAAGGAAGAGGUGCAGUUCCUGAGGAUGGGACUUUGUGUUCAUUGUUAAUUUGGGGUGUAUAUGAACUGCUGGAUCUGCACGUUUCCCUGUCUGCUUUAUUAACUUUCAAUAAAUCUGAUCUGCUUAAA